GCCUUGAGGGAGAAGGAGAAACUUAUAAAGAGGUUAAGGGCGCGGCCGCAGCACAGCCAUGCAGUCGAAACGCGAAUGUGAGCAAUGGUGUGAGAGGGUGAAUCCUGAGAACAAGGCGGCCUUGGAGGCGUGGGUCAGGGAGACGGGCGUCCGCCUGGUGCAGGUGAACGGGCAGAGGAAGUAUGGCGGGCCACCCCCAGGCUGGGUGGGCAGCCCGCCGCCCGCCGGCUCCGAGGUGUUUAUCGGACGGCUGCCCCAGGACGUUGUGAACCACAACACGCUGCUGCUGGCGCUACAGCCGCUGGGGCCUGGCCUGCAGGAGGCGCGGCUGCUGCCCAGUCCAGGUCUGGCGCCCACGCAGAUAGCGCUGCUCAAGUUCAGCUCGCACCGCGCCGCCGCCAUGGCCAAAAAGGCCCUUGUAGAAGGUCAGUCACGCCUCUGUGGAGAACAGGUGGCUGUGGAGUGGCUCAAGCCAGACCUAAAGCAGCGACUCCGCCAGCAGCUUAUGAGUCCCGCUCUUCAGUGCCUUCAGCCAGAUGGCAGCCAGUUGGUCCUGGCCAGGGACAAACUAGGGUACCAAGGUGCUCGGGCUGCCCUGCAGCUGCUCUGCCAACAAAUGAAGCUGGGCAGCCCAGUAUUCCUCACCAAGUGUUUGAGUAAAGGACCCGCUGGCUGGCACCACUUCUGGUACCAGGUAGUAAUCCCUGGGCAUCCAGUGCCUUUCAGUGGCCUUAUCUGGGUCAUGCUGGCCACAGAUGGGCAGGAUGGGCAUGAGGUGGCCAAGGAUGCUGUGUCCGCACGGCUACUGGAGGCACUGAGUGAGUCUGGAGCCAGUCUCUUGUGGUCCUCUGGGGCUGGGGCAGGUACUGUCCUGAAGCAGUGACUCCUCCCCUCUCUGCAGGC
Messenger RNA from Fukomys damarensis (Damara mole-rat), 903 nucleotides. It is a transcript of the gene Dnd1, whose product is annotated as DND microRNA-mediated repression inhibitor 1. The coding region runs from base 59 to 883 and encodes 274 amino acids. Gene Ontology annotation, molecular function: mRNA binding. Lineage: Eukaryota; Metazoa; Chordata; Mammalia; Rodentia; Bathyergidae. Gene Ontology annotation, biological process: negative regulation of miRNA-mediated gene silencing; mRNA stabilization; germ cell development. Gene Ontology annotation, cellular component: cytoplasm; nucleus. The transcript has 5 exons. The record is from RefSeq and is a predicted model, not a curated record.